Kalmanozyma brasiliensis GHG001 is the source of this 888-nucleotide messenger RNA. RefSeq lists its product as uncharacterized. The record is from RefSeq and is a predicted model, not a curated record. NCBI's taxonomy places the organism in Eukaryota, Fungi, Basidiomycota, Ustilaginomycetes, Ustilaginales. The transcript has 2 exons. The coding region runs from base 1 to 888 and encodes 295 amino acids.
AUGACCGACAAUGCCGAGACAGAGCUGCGCAUACCCUCACCUCAGGCAGGUGUCGACCUCGUCGGCGUUCUGCAUCGCAAACCUUCGUCUUCAAGCAACGCACCUAAACGCAUCGCCUUGAUCCUCCACGGUCUUCUCGCGCACAAGAACCAAUGCUACCACCGAGCGCUAGCACAGGCGCUACCAAUAGACUCGUAUCGCUUCGACUUCCGCGGCAAUGGUGACUCCAAGGGCGACUGGACCAUGGGCGAUCUCAGCAACGACGUCAAGGACCUCUCGAGCGUUAUCAACCACCUGCAUCACCAGCACGGCUACACUGUGGAUCUCAUCGUGGGGCAUUCAAGAGGGUCCAUGAUCUCAUGGAUGUAUCUUGCCAGGUCAACAGAUGAGCUCAAGAGCGAUCUCGGCGAAGCAGCAUACGUGCCCAAUCUCAUAGUCGUAUCCGGGCGAUAUCACAUGGAAAAGGUGCUCCAGACCUACGGCAGAUUCCAACAGGGUUUCGACAAGGACGGUUUCUACAGGUGGCAGAUCACGAGCGCAGGUCAGAAACGAGAGUACGUUGUUUGGCCACACGAUCUGCAGCAGAUGUCCGAGUUCAAAACCCCGGCCCCGCUAAUUGCCCAACUCAACACCAAGACCGACGUGCUCGUACUUCACGGAACAGCGGAUCAGAUCGUACACGAGGAGGAUGCACACAGCUACUUUGGCGCUCUCGAGUCCGAUAAGCAGCGCAGGCCCGGAUCGCAUCGCUUGCAGCUGGUGGAAGGAGCGGAUCACAUGUAUCGCGGCCGCACCCAGCCUGUUGUUGACUACAUCUGCGGCUGGUACGGUGAGCGCUUCAACAAGAACGGAACGACGACAAGAGUGUCUUCGCCGUCAAGACUGUAG